This is a messenger RNA of Symbiodinium necroappetens, 808 nucleotides long. Lineage: Eukaryota; Dinophyceae; Suessiales; Symbiodiniaceae. The record is from the annotation of a GenBank genome assembly.
GAUCCUGGCAGGACUCAGCGAUCUCCCCUACUAUCACUCUGCAUGCCUCGCUUUGAAGGCCAACGGCGAGGUCAAGUAUGACACGGCGACCUUUACCUCACCGGCCUCCAAGUUCGGCAACUCCAAUGGCACCCUCGUCCCAGAGGGUGUUGCAAGCGAGGGUAUGCAGGGCACGGGGAGUUGGGAGAGGUCAGCAAUUUCGGCGAGAUUUUUUCUGAAAUGUCAGCUGAAAACCUGUGGAUGCUUUGUCCGGACCAUCUAUCAGGAGAUCUUCCCCUGGCAGGCUUACUCCAACCAAGAUGGUUAUCUUGUCCCGUCCAACCCUCCCCCUCCUCCCCCCGCCUCCUCUGAACCCGCGGAGUCUCGGACUACAAACAUGCAUUCGGACGGGGGCUUGGCCCACCAAACCUCACGGGCUGCGCCACCUACACCCGCCUCUGUCUUCGCAGACCGUCUUCCGGGCAUAUGGGGAGCCGGCCAAGAACAGCAGCUUUCGGGGCUUCCAGACAGGAGCGAAGUGGACACCCAAGCGCCACCUCUGUCCGGUGCGCAUGCAGACUUCUCGGCUCCAGUGCAGAAUGCCAUCCGAACCGCGGCGGCAAACCUCAGUGUGGCCAUCAGCUUUGCCCAGGAUAUGGAGCAGUCGAUGCCCCAAAAUACCCAUCGCUCUCUGGCGCUGUCCCUUCGGACAACUUCAGACAUCUUGCGGGAGGUGUCCGAGGAGCUCCUAAACGCUGCCCGCAACGAGGCCAUCUCUUCAGCGCAGGGCUCUGAGGCUGAUGACCAGCAAAUGGCACAGGCCGACUAG